GAACUACCAACAUGGAGGACGGUGGAGAAGCUUCCACGAAUUCACUUUUGAAAGAUGAGUGUUACGCUGAUUUCCUGGCGGAGGACUUCGACGUGAAGACGUACACUGCUCAGGCUAUACACCAUGCUGUUAUCGCCGAGCAGCUGGCCAAGCUGGCACAGGGCAUCAGUCAGCUGGACAAGGAGCUCCACAGCCAGGUUGUGGCAAGACAUGAAGACUUACUGGCUCAGGCAACUGGGAUAGAGUCUCUUGAAGGGGUCCUUCAGAUGAUGCAGACGAGGAUCAGUGCUCUGCAGGCAGCUGUUGACAGGAUAAGAACAAAGAUUAUUGACCCAUACAACAAGAUUGUGGCCAGGAUCACUCAGCUUGCCAGACUGCAGGUGGCCUGUGACCUGCUGCGGAGGAUCAUUCGCAUUUUGUACCUGAGCAAGAGGCUCCAGGGUCAGCUCCAGGGGGGCAGCAGGGAGAUCACCAAGGCCGCUCAGAGCCUCAACGAACUAGACUAUCUGUCACAAGGUGUGGAUCUGAGCGGCAUCGAGGUGAUUGAGAACGAGCUGCUGCUCAUCAGCAGAGCCAGACUGGAGGUGGAGAACCAAGCCAAGAGACUGCUGGAGCAGGGCAUGGAGAUCCAGAACCCGACCCAGGUCGGCACGGCCCUGCAGGUCUUCUAUAAUCUGGGAAGUUUAAGAGAGACCAUCAGCAGUGUGGUGGGGGGUUACCGCACCACCAUACAGGACAACAUCACAAGUGCUCUAGACAUCAAGGGUCUGACACAGCCAGCCAACCCCAGAGGUGCUCCGGGCAGAGCAGUGCUGCCGACACCAGGGAACACAGCAGCUUUCCGUGCUGCUCUGUGGACCAACCUGGAGAAACUGAUGGACCAGAUAUGUGCUGCGUGCAGACAGGUGCAGCAUCUGCAGAAGGUCCUGAUGAAGAAGAGAGACCCCGUCACUCAUGUGUGCUUCAUUGAUGAGAUCAGCAAGGAUGGUCAGCCUGAUAUCCUCUAUACCUUCUGGACUGAUGUAACCAACACCCUUAGCGAGGAGUUCCACAGAGCAACUGAAGCCUCAUCCUUCCUGAAGCAGGCGUUCGAAGGCGAGUAUCCUAAACUGCUGCGGCUGUACAAUGAGCUGUGGCGCCGCCUGCAGCAGUACAGUGCCAGCCUGCAGGGGGCUCUGGCCGGCAGUGGAGGGAUGGACGCGUCUCUGGACAUCACGGCCGCCGAGACGGACAGCCAGGACCUCUUCACGCACGGCAAACAGGACUACAGCCCAGAGAAGGCCCUGAAGGACUCCCUGCAGCCGUACGAGGCGGCCUACCUCUCCAAGUCCCUCUCUCGCCUGUUUGAUCCGAUCAACCUCGUCUUCCCCAUGGGCGGCCGCAACCCGCCCUCCAACGACGAGCUGGACAGCAUCAUUAAGACUAUCAGCAGUGAGCUGAAUGUAGCGUCGGUAGAUCCAGAUCUGUCCCUGGCUGUGGCCAAGAAUGCUGCCAAGACCGUCCAGCUCUUCUGUGUCAAGUCUGAACAGCUGCUGUGUACUCAGGGUGAUGCCAGUCAGGUGAUUGGUCCGUUAACGGAUGGCCAGAGGAGGAACAUUGCUGUGGUCAACUCCCUCUACCGUCUGCAGCAGGCCGUCGCCAAGAUUAUCUCAGGUCUGGGUUUUUGUCCACGGGCUGCUGCAGAGGCUCUGUCUUCAUCUUUGGAGGGGGUGCAGGCCCUGAUGAGCAGCGCGGUGCAGCCUCUGCUGCAGUCGGUGAGCGACUCCAUAGAGGCUAUCAUCAUCACGCUGCACCAGGAAGACUUCUCAGGGCCUCUGUCCAGCCCUGAUAAGCCCGACAUUCCGUGCUCCCUCUACAUGAAGGAGCUGCAGGGCUUCAUCUCCAGAGUGAUGAGCGACUACUUCCGACACAUCCAGUGCUCCGACUUCAUCUACGAGAGCACCGAGGCCAUCGCUCGGAGAGCCAUCGAGCUGUUCAUCCGCCACGCCAGCCUGCUGCGCCCGCUGGGAGAGGGAGGCAAGAUGAGGCUGGCCGCCGACUUCGCACAGAUGGAGAUGGCCGUAGGUCCUCUGUGCAGGAGAGUGUCUGAUCUGGGGAAACCUUACAGGAUGCUGCGCUCCUUCAGGCCGCUGCUGUUUCAGACCAGUGAGCUCAUCGCCAGCAGUCCAGCUGUGGGAGACCUGAUCCCCUACAGCACCCUGCUGCACUUCCUCUUCACCAGAGCCCCAUCUGAGCUCAAGUCACCUCACCAGAGAGCAGAGUGGUCCAUAGCCCGUUACUCCCAGUGGUUAGACGAUCACCCCUCAGAGAGAGACCGGCUCACCCUCAUCAGGGGCGCCCUGGAGGCCUAUGUGCAGUCGGUGAGGGCUCGACAGGGGAAGGAGUUCGCCCCCAUCUAUCCCAUCAUGCUCCAGUUGUUGCAGAGAGCCACCAGCGGCUCACAGGACGUUAGAGCCUGAGGAUGACACCGCUGCAGACGCCACGGUAUCUGAACAGCUUCCUUCUGACCACAUCAGAGAGUAAUGUGAGCCUAUGUCCAGCUCUGUGCACACUACAUAAAGCCUACUGUUUACAGAGUAACUUGACUGUAGCAGCUGUAGCUCAGCUUAGACUCAUGUUAUUUUUUACUACUGUGACUAAAUGAAGGGCCUUUAUUGUGUAGGGAAACAUGGGAUAUUUAGAAACAACUUUAACAAAUUAAAGCUCCACAUUUCCUGAACCUGCUCAGGUCUGAAGUGGCCUGCAGAGGUUCAGCUCAGUUACUCGGGUGGUACAACAGC
Toxotes jaculatrix (banded archerfish) is the source of this 2780-nucleotide messenger RNA. RefSeq names its product component of oligomeric golgi complex 5 (gene cog5). Gene Ontology annotation, biological process: intra-Golgi vesicle-mediated transport. Lineage: Eukaryota; Metazoa; Chordata; Actinopteri; Toxotidae. Gene Ontology annotation, cellular component: COG complex. The transcript has 22 exons. The record is from RefSeq and is a predicted model, not a curated record. Bases 12 to 2459 code for a protein of 815 amino acids.